Messenger RNA from Pelobates fuscus (common spadefoot toad), 1805 nucleotides. Its product is annotated as oocyte zinc finger protein XlCOF20-like. The record is from RefSeq and is a predicted model, not a curated record. Lineage: Eukaryota; Metazoa; Chordata; Amphibia; Anura; Pelobatidae. The coding region runs from base 240 to 1682 and encodes 480 amino acids. The transcript is spliced from 3 exons. Gene Ontology annotation, molecular function: DNA-binding transcription factor activity; RNA polymerase II cis-regulatory region sequence-specific DNA binding. Gene Ontology annotation, biological process: regulation of transcription by RNA polymerase II.
CCCAUGUGAACCAUUGUUCCAGGCUGCACGAGCUGGUCUCUGCUGCUGGCUGCUCAGGGAGUAGUAGAGACAGUCCGGGGAUUCUGGGAGAGGAGGGUGAGGUGAUGUCUCUGGCACCUUCUGCCCAGAUGCAUAUUAAAGUGCUCAGCUGUCUCCAAAAUCUCUCUGGUGACUGAAAGUUCCUGACUUGAUCAGCUUACAACUAAAUGCAUCCAUAAAGGAGGACAGUAUAUUCUGUAAUGGAAGAUAUCAGUACCACCCACAAUAAGCAAGUAGAUAACAGAAAUGUGAUACAUGUCCAAUCAAGUCCAUCUGAAGAAAAAUGUAUCUUGAAACAACAUGUUUUGCCUAGUCAAAGAGAUGUUGCAUGUGCUGAAAUCAUAACAUUCCCAGCUGCCUAUGGCAUUCAAAGAUCUUCUGUUAUGUUGUUUUCGCACGUUGUUCCUGAACAAAACCCUAAUAUAGUUCAAAUGGGACUACCUUCUUCAGAAAGUGUAUAUAACUGCUUGGAAUGUCCUGAAGUAUUUAAUUGUCAGUCAGAUCUCAUUAGCCAUCAAAGCGUUCACCAACUUGAAUGUAGCUUGAUUUGUACUGAAUGCGGUAGAUGUUUCUCCUUUAAACCCCAGCUUCUUAGCCAUCAAGACAUUAAUUCAACUGUAGAACAAUCUCAGCACUCGAAAUGCAGCAAAUGCUCUAUCAAGAAGUCAUAUCUUAACUCGCAUAAGGUGAUUCACAAAGUAGAAAACCUCAAUUCGUGCUCCGAGUGUGGAAAAAGUUUCCCCAGAAAGUCACAUCUCCUUGUACACGAAAGAACUCACACAGGAGAGAAGCCAUUUGCAUGUUCUGAAUGUGGGAAGCGCUUCAACCAUAAACCACAUCUAGUGCGGCACGAAAGAAUUCACACAGGAGAGAAACCAUUUGUGUGUACUGAAUGUGGGAAAGGGUUUAGCUAUAAAUUAGGCCUUGUUACACAUGAGAGAACCCACACAGGUGAGAAACCAUUCAUAUGCACUGAAUGUGGCAAAUGUUUUAGAUAUAAGUCUGAUUUUAUUAUUCAUGAGAGGAAUCACACAGGUGUGAGACCAUUUUCGUGUUCUGAAUGUGAUAAAUGUUUUGCUAAUAAGCAUUAUCUCUAUUUGCAUCAGAGAGUUCACUCAGGAGAGAAACCAUUUGUAUGCUCUGAAUGUGGGAAAUGUUUUAGCCAUAUGGCAGCUCUCAUUAAGCACAAGAGAACCCACACUGGAGCUAAACCGUUUGCAUGCUCGGAAUGUGGGAGAGGUUUUGCCCAAAAAUCAGGUCUCUCAUUACAUGAGAAAAUUCAUACAGGAGAGAAACCAUUUGUAUGUUGUGAAUGUGGACAAAGUUUCAGUCAUAAAGCAGCUCUUAUGAAGCACCAGAGAGUUCACACAGGUGAGAAACCUCACACAUGUCUAGAAUGUGGGAAGGGCUUCUCAAGAAAGUCACAUCUUGUUUUACAUGAACGAACUCACUCAGGUGUAAAGCCCUUUGCAUGUCCUGAAUGUGGCAAAUGUUUUAGCCAUAAGUCACAUCUCAACAGACACAAGAGAAUUCACACAGGAGAGAAACCAUUUAUUUGCCAGGAAUGUGGAAACUGCUUUAGCUAUAAGUCAUGCCUCCUUAACCAUGCGAGAAUCCACAGGAUAGAAACUUCUGGUAAUUAAUAAUAUGACACAGAUUUGAUAAAUCAGUAUUGCUCCACACGGUGGAGUCUAUAAAAAUGUAGAGAUAUUUAUAUAUUUCUGUUUACUCUUGCUCUGUCUAUGGCAGCUUAUUUUUUCCAAUUC